UGGCGCCGGGCAGGUCAGGGGCGCACAUCUCUGAGCGGAGCGGAAAGGGCUAGUGGUGGGAGACAGAUAGGUCACAAGGGCAUCAGGGGAGCGAAGGUGAAUCAACAAGGGAGACAGGCUGGUGUGCGCGGCGGUCCGUUGGAGUGUGUCGGCGUGAGGCAGGUGCUGACGGGGAGAGGAGGAGAAGGAGUUGGAGGGGCGUCAUCUGGCGGCGUGAGGGAGGCAGCGGCGGAGGCGGGGAAGACCCACACCCCGGGGACAGCACGUGGCGGCGUUGGCAGGGUGAACCUCGGGCCGUCUGAGGAACACGAGGAUACGCGGGAGGUGACGCAGGGGCUGGCGGCGGCUGACGUACUUGUCCAGCGGCGGAGUGAGCGAAAGCGAGUGUUCGUUGUCCCGGGGCAGCCCGAGGACGAGGACGAGGACGAUAUAGUGAACGGGGAGGCGUGUAGCGUUUUGUGGGAGAGAGAAACAGAGGUGACGGAGGAAGAGGAAGAAGAGGAAGAGGAGGAAGAGUUGCCAGGAGAGGUAGGGGCGCGAUCCCUGGCCCUGGAGGAGCGGCGGCGGCGGAGCUGCGUGGACGGCAAGAAGCGGGUGAGGUUCUCCGUCUCGAGGAUGGACUGCGACACCAACUUCAAGCUGACCAUGUCCAUCAAGAAGGAGUCGGACGGCGUCCCUGUGUUCUUCAAGGUGGACGGCAACAGGUUCAAGAAGGAGCGCACGGUCAAGCUCAUGGUGGACACUCGAUACCGCGUUGACUUCUCCUUCAAGCCCACGCAGACCAUGACGCGGGCGAUCAUCUGCGGGGAGGAGGUGGAGGCGACGGAGCGGGUGUACGACUCCACCGCGUCAGCCUACAGCUCCCGCAUCCACACAGAGGGCGCGCUCCCCUCCCCCAAAGGCCACCGCGACGACAUCCCCUUCGUCGUGCAGCUGAAGGGCGGCCUGGUGAUGCAGAUGUCCCUUCAGGUCAAGUAUUACAAGCACGGGGACUCGCAGCACUGUGACUGGGGCUCCACCUUCCACUGCAUCGAGUACGACUGUGAGACGCACACGGACGCGGGCAUUGUGGCGAUACUGAAGGAGACGGUUCGGUAGACGCCAGCAGAGCAGCCUUCCCGAGCCCCCCCACCGGCGUCCACUCGUGUCCAGCCCUUACCAGCCCUUAUCAGCCCACACGAACGUCGUCUAGUCCUCCUCAGUCCGCCUUAGUUGAAGUCUAGUCCUCUUAAGUCGCUUCCUUUUCAAGUUCAAGUUAUCGAAGUCAUCUCUACUUCAUGUGCAGUCAGAUUUAAUCCUCCUCAGCUUGGGUUUCUGUUGUCCCCAGUCAUGUCUACUUCUCUUCACUCUCUCUCAGUCAUCUCUUUACGAUUCCAGUCUGAUUCUAGUCUCCGUAGUCCACCCCAGUCCUCUCUAGACCCUUCCAGUCCAGUCAAGUCCAUUUUUCAAUAGUCAAUUUAGCUUGCUCCACCUCGGCUUUGUUAUGCUAAGUCAAAUCCACUUACCUCCAGUCCAAUUCAGCCAAGCCUAGUCCUCUUCAGCCCUGCUCUUCUUAUAUUCAGUCUAGGGCAGCCCUGUCCAUUCAUCUCUGUCCACUUCGCUUUGAUGUACGUCAGUCCUUUCUAUAGCUUGUCCCAGUCUCUCUUUUAUUCGAGCAUGUACAGUCAUUUCUAGACCCUCACCCCAGUUCUCUCCAGUCCAGUUACAUCGCGCCCAGUCCAUAGUCCCUCAAACCCUAUCGUCAUGUCGUGUCCAGUCCUCUUUGGCGCUUCCCAGUCCAUCCCAGUCUAGUCCAAUCUUACCAGCCUCCUCUCCCUAGCCUUCCCCCUUUGUCUGGCUCUCUCUUCGGUCCCUCUUCCAUAAGUUUCUAUAUCGCCUUUUCCAUGUGUGGAUUUCUUUCUAAAUCUUCAAUAUUCUCCCGUAACUUCCUCCACCAAAGCUACUUUCUAUUUCGGAUUGAGAGGGGACGAGGCAAUUUUUUUCCCCUCCUCACUUUUUUUCCCACUCAUUCCUUUUAUUUUUUUCCACUUCUCACUUUUUUUCCUUUUUUUCUUUCAUUCCUUUUUGUCGCUUAUUCCUGUCAGUGCCCAUCUCCGCUGCUGUGCUGAGUGUGAUGGGUAGAAAAACUUGCAUAAUUUGACUAUAGUACAUAAUAAUAAUAAUAAUAAUAAUAAUAAUAAUAAUAAUAAUAACAAUAAUAAUAAUAGUGUUAUGAAAGACUGAACGAGUGCAAAAUGUUAAAGAGCAGCGAAUAAUCUGACAUAACGAGGCAAAGCAAGUGAGUAAAAGUUUUAGCCUACCAUUUGCUGUAUUAUUUGGACGCGAGAAGAAAGAAAAGGCAAAGAAAAGGCUGAAAAUAAUGGCAGGAUGAGAAGAGAUGGUGACAGACGACGCCAACAACAACAACAACAACAACAACAACAACAACAACAACAACGGAAAACGACAGAAAACGGCACAAAACCAACAAAAAAAGAAGAAAAACAAAACAAAAUCAAGAAUUCUCCACAACCAGGGAGGCUAACCACAAAAUAGCUACUCGCCUACAUUCAGACUAAAAUUCUUCAAGUAAUUGUUAGGUUAGAAAACAAACUAUUAUCAGUAUAAGGGAGUAAAGGGACAACGAGGGUGCUAGAAUAAAUACUGUUGAGGGGGAGGUGUAGUGUGUGUGUGUGUGUGUGUGUGUGUGUGUGUGUAGCGGGGAGUUGACGUGAGGGAAUUAGAGAAACAUGGAAAAAGAUUAAAGACAGCUCUAAACCUUCAAACUACCGUCCUUUAGCUUUACUUUCCUCUUUCCUGCCUUUCUUAAGCUUUUGAAACAAUCGGUAACUGAAAAUUUAUAUAAACAUUGGUGUUCUACAAGACUGCUAGAUCUUAACAUCCUUGGACUGUCUUUGAAUCAACAUCCCAAUCGGAAACUUUAUUCUUUACUGUUCAUGAUUGGGCCUUAAGAUUGGGCCUUCCGUUAUGCAUUGGAGACAACGAGGGAUGAACGAGAGUUGUGCUUGUUAGACUAUUUUCAUAGUUCGUCGUCAUGAAACACGCUGAAACACACACUCACACUAAGUUUCCGCUAACGAUCCAUGUAGUUAUUCGUUUAGUUUCAUUCGACGUGUAUGACAGUGCAGAUUGGAAAAUGAUCGAGACUUGCCAACUAAGGACAUGACACAAACACACACACAACCGGACUUCAACUCUAACACAAACAACAACAGCCUCUACCACACCGAAACACGACAACCUAACAUAGCGUGACAGGAGGAAGCAGAAACAGGCAAACAGAAAACACAGGCAGGAGGAAUGACUAAUCAACUGGCUCCGGUUUCCAGGAGCAAAUACUAAAUAAUCCUCAAGAGCCGCGAGGAGCAGCGACAGGCCAGCCAUUGAUUAUCGGGGUCUGGGGCCGAGGCGUGCUGGAGCGUGACCCGCCAUCUCGCCCGCCGCGGGACACAAAACGAGGCGGACGAAGACGAGGAGCUGUUGGUGGCUGGCUGAGAUUCGCGGCUCUGAUAGUUUUCUUUUAGUAUCGUCACGGGGAAGAGAGAAUAUUAACUUGCGUCACCCUUCCCCCCUUUCCUCAGUUCACACUCAAUAGGCGGAUUCAGUAAAUGCAUAGCGCUUGACGGCUCCUCCUGUUGCUGCCGACGUAUUGCUCGCAUGUAGGAGUCUCGUCGCCACCGCCGCCGCCGCCGCCGAGUUGCCCUCCGCAUCGGGUCCUGCGUCCUCGCCUCACACGCCCGCGGGACAACGGUUCGCAUGCUGCACGUUGUUAUCCUUCCUAUUUGUCUCGCUUAUUCGUGCAAAUUUUCUACUCACUCUGCAUCGUAAUACAACGCAGAAGCUGUAUAUACACACUGCAUGGCGCAGAGCUCCGUUCCUUCACCGCGGCCGCACACGCAGCAGUCUGAUUGGAAGAGCGAUGCAACUGUCUCCAUGGAGUGCUUCCUGCAACCAUUUUUCUUAGAGGUGAGCUGCCGCGUCCUCUGCUUGCUCCUACCACGAGAAGUAAAACAGAGCAACAGCCUUUGAGGAUAAGCUUUUCCCUCUCGCCGCUGCCUCAGUUUUUAAAAUUCAAAAUAAUGGACGGGGCCUUUUCAUGGAGUACCAAAAAGGGGCCGAGCCAUUAGACCGUCUCUCACGGCUUCGAAAUUAAUCUAAAUCAUCCUGCUGUAAGGAGCCGCUUGGCUGCCGGGCCAAUAUCCGCCGCGACCGUUCUAUCAUCCUGAAACACUCGGAUGCAAUUAAAGGCGAGUGAGUGCCAGCGAUAACUUAACAUCGAGAGCUCAAUUGGUAUUCAGAUCGAACUAAUUAGCUUUCGAAUGCAAAUUUAAGCCCAGUCCAAACCAGAUAAGAGCCGUGGAGUUCGGCCAAAGCUUGCAACAACACGACCUCACUUUUCCUAACUUUUCCAGAUCCUGCCAGACCUCCUCCGUCAGCCUUUGCUUCCGCGAGAAAAUGUACGUGUACAGACUUUUUGCUGCAGGGGAUGUAUUGUUCUUCUGUUUUAUCUCAAACGUUUGUAAGCAUUAACGAAUGUCUCUGUGCAGCAAUCACUAUGCACCAUAAGUUUCAGAUUUUUAAAUUGAUCCCCCAUUUAUCUGCUCCAUGAAUCACAGCGAGGCUCUGCACGUUUGCUUUGUCGUCCAGUAACUGAAUUUAUUGCAGUGAUAGCCGUGGCGAGGCGUUGAUUUAAUAUCCUUUCAUCACACGCUUGCUAAGGACUGCUCGGCCUCUAACGAGCAACGUGGACGGUGUCGCGCCGUGUCCCGCCCACAACACGAGGCUCAAAAGCUGACCCAGUGGACUCAGCCGGACCAGGGGCCGCUUUGGACUGAUUUAUCUUUCCCUGCUUAUGACUUGCUCUUACUGAAGGAAUUCUCCAUCAGGAUAGGACGGGAAGCCGAGGCCCGAACUUUGCUAUCGUGGGCGGGAUUUCAUUGCCCCGACAAUGAUGCCUAGUGAAUUAUGAUUUGUAAGCUCCUGUUAUUAGUAACUAUUAACUAUAAGAUGGCUAUAUCAGAAAAGAGUUGAUGACUAUAACUAGGCGGUGGUGGUGCAGCGGGCACACGCCAGCAGGUGCGGCGUCGCGCUCGCCGCUCUCCUGCUGUGCCGCUCGCCACGACCUGUACGCGGCGCCUCGGGGUCCGGCACUGUCACCGUGUCCUUUACGUUCCUUCCGCCGAUGCAAACACUUCUCUUCGUCCUGUUUUCUUAUUUACUUUCCACGCACCGAGGAGCUUCGUAAUUCAGCACGAGUAGUUCCUGAUUGGUCCGUUUACUCGUCCUUGCUCGCAGGGGUUCAGAGCAGAGCAUGUUUUCUUCCUGAGGCCGACCCGCCGCUUUGGCCCUCCGCCUCGCUGGCCUCGCCGUUUAUUAUUUUUGCUCCCUUCAUUCGCAGUCAACGCAGUAACUCUAAUUAUAACGUGUCCAUUGCAGAGUGGAUGCCAAUAAGUACGAGCGGAAACUGAAGCUGCUGCAAGCCUGAGGUUAUCAGUAUUAAUGAUGGAGGUCACGCACAAUGCAGUCAGUUCCAUGUCAUGUUUCAGUGCUUCGUGAGGCGGCCCAGACGGGUGCCGCGGCAGGGUCCUGGAGUGCCGGGCGGCGCGCGCGGGGACGGGGCGAUGCUGGCGUCACGAGGCCCACGCGGGAGAUGAAAAGGUCAAAUUAGGGUCAUACGCUAAAGGUGCGCGUGGCCUCGGUACUCAUCUCCGUCACAUAGGCCCACACGGGAGAUGUUGCUAUCGUUGUAUAUAGGUCAUGUAGGAGGACACGGGCUACACGGGAGACUUCUGUUUUGGGUACACGUUGGGUACACGUAGGAUGACUGCCGUAGGGUCGUUAGGCUUAAACUAGGGGGAAAUUGCUAUUCCGUGAUGGACCACACAGCAGUAGUGACAGUUCGAGUCUGCUAAAGGACUUUCCGGAAUGUUAUUUUCGCACUGUUUUCGUUCAGGUGAAUGAAAACAAACUGUUUUUCAGAAAGUUUUAAAAUUGCGCCACGUUACCCUCCAGUUCCAUUAUUCUAACACAACACUACAGCCAGUUUACGCUGCGCAGCCCCAGCGGUGUGGCCAUCUCGUUAUUUUAUCCUAACAAUAUUUUUGCUUGUCUUAAUAACUACGCCGCACUAAGUCCUUGUCACAUUAACGCUGCAGUACUUAUGUUGCCUUGCAAUUAGCUGUGUUGGUUUGCCAUUAACGUCACAGUCAAUAAACAGAAGCCAUCCCGGCGGCCAGUGAAAAGAAAGCACUCCCAUAAAAGUGCAACAAUGUAACGUACGUAAUGAGCGUUGCCUUGUUCCGCGGAGCGACCGUCUGGGCCUCGUAACGUCAUGCGCGGGGAAGGACUCGCUUUCGUUCACGUGCGCGCAGACCCGACACUCCCUGGACCCGGCGUGCGGCGAGUGAAGUGUCGUGCGGCUGUAUUACGAGCUGACAUGCGACCCGAGAGUGGCGACAAGGGAAUCGAUACGCUCCGCUGCGCCGCUUAACGAAGUGUGCCGACAGAGAGAGAGAGAGAGAGAGAGAGAGAGAGAGAGAGAGAGAGAGAGAGAGAGAGAGAAUACUACAUACAAUUUCGUAAUGUUCAAUGACGUGCUAUAACUAAGCAAUAAGUCACCGGCGGCACCACGCGGACCAGCCUGCCAGCGCCAACGCCCUCCCUCCUGAUGAUGGUGAUGGUGGUGGUGAUGGCAGAACAGGUCUUGUCCGGCGCAGCUUGUGACGCGCAUGUGGGCAGCAGCUCCCGAAACUACCUAUGUGGUGCUAAAUAUGGCAAAAUGGACAGUAAGAAACGCUGCCUGAACACCUGUCUAAUCUGUACCGCUAAUGAGCCAAUCAACGCUACCAUACAAAUCCAAACAUCCAUCAACACACGCGUCAAACAACAUCGACCAUUGCGUCAGAUUGUACAAUGCAUCACUUUUUAAGAUACUUUCGGGAGCCGCUGCGCACGUCACCCAACCCUCGCCCAGGUAGUCAACGCUUCACGGUCACUCCCUUUUGACCUUUCCUGUACCCACCGACGCCUCAGCAGUCGUCGCCGCCUCGCCCGUAGCCGCCACGUAGCCUAGCCUCGCCGUCCCUCUCUAAGUAGGCCUGACGCCGCUGACACGGUACUCGUUUCGUCAGGAGUUGUGGUGCCGAUAAUGAUACCCAGUCACGAUCUAUGCAGACUUCAUUCCUCACGUGGUAUUCGCGCUUGCUCGUCUGUGUGUGAGCUGCCUUCAAGUCUGGUACAGUUGUAUAUACUUAAUCAUAACACUACUACACAUUAUGGGAAUUUUGAAACUAUAUAAAUGUUAUUUUUUCCUGCUAAAUAAACUUAUAUAGUUAU
Molecule: messenger RNA, 7335 nt
Organism: Eriocheir sinensis (Chinese mitten crab)
Lineage: Eukaryota; Metazoa; Arthropoda; Malacostraca; Decapoda; Varunidae
Product: CB1 cannabinoid receptor-interacting protein 1-like
Exons: 4
Coding region: 616-1098 (160 amino acids)
Biological process (GO): negative regulation of signaling receptor activity
Cellular component (GO): plasma membrane
Molecular function (GO): type 1 cannabinoid receptor binding
Source: RefSeq, a predicted model, not a curated record